GAGGGCCGCUCGGUCCCGUGCGCUGUCUCGGCCAAGAUGGCGGCGGGGACGGCAGCGGCCGUGGCCCGGCUGGAGGGCCGCGAGUUCGAAUACCUCAUGAAGAAGCGCUCGGUGACCAUCGGCCGCAACUCCUCGCAAGGCUCGGUGGAUGUGAGCAUGGGCCACUCCAGCUUCAUUUCCCGCCGGCACCUCGAGAUUUUCACCGCCCCGCCCGCCCAGGCCCCGGCCGCCGCCGCCGCCUCCAACAACAGUACCGGCCCCGCCUCAGCCAACGCCACCGGCGACGGGGCCCAGUCCCAGCCUGCCGCCGCCGUUGCUGCUACUCCUUCGUCUGGCGGCGGCGGCGGCGACUUUUAUUUGCGCUGCCUCGGCAAGAACGGCGUCUUCGUGGACGGGGUCUUCCAGCGACGGGGGGCGCCGCCGCUGCAGCUGCCCCGAGUAUGUACAUUCAGGUUUCCCAGCACAAACAUCAAGAUAACAUUUACAGCUUUAUCCAAUGAAAAAAGAGAAAAACAGGAGUCCCCGCAGUCCCCAGUGAAACCUGUGCAACCCCAGAUCUCUCCCCUAACAAUAAACAUUCCAGACAACAUGGCUCACCUGAUCAGCCCUCUACCUUCUCCCACAGGAACCAUCAGUGCUGCAAAUUCCUGCCCAUCUAGCCCCCGUGGUGCAGGUUCUUCAGGGUACAAAAUGGGUCGUGUAAUACCAUCUGACCUGCAUCUAAUGGCUGACAAUUCACAGUCAGAAAAUGACAAAGAAGCAUCAGGGGGAGAUAGCCCAAAGGAUGACUCAAAGCCCCCUUAUUCCUAUGCACAACUAAUCGUACAAGCAAUUACAAUGGCACCUGAUAAGCAACUCACACUAAAUGGAAUUUAUACGCACAUAACUAAAAACUAUCCUUACUACAGGACAGCAGACAAGGGCUGGCAGAAUUCAAUACGUCACAACCUCUCUCUGAAUCGUUAUUUCAUCAAAGUUCCACGUUCCCAGGAAGAACCAGGCAAAGGCUCCUUCUGGAGGAUAGACCCGGCCUCUGAAAGUAAAUUGAUAGAGCAGGCUUUUAGAAAAAGGCGGCCGAGGGGAGUACCAUGCUUUAGAACCCCACUGGGACCUCUGUCUUCUAGAAGUGCCCCAGCUUCCCCUAACCAUUCGGGAGUGCUGUCUGCUCACUCAAGUGGUGUGCAGACCCCAGAGAGCCUGUCGAGGGAAGGGUCUCCUGUUCCAAUGGAGCCUGAGCCAAGCACUAUCCAGCCAAAGCUAGCAGUGAUACAAGAAGCACGAUUUGCACAGAGUGCUCCAGGAUCGCCCUUAUCUAGCCAGCCCGUUUUAAUUACCGUACAGAGGCAGCUACCACAAACUAUGAAACCUGUCACGUACACUGUUGCAACUCCUGUGACAACAUCGACAUCCCAGCAACCUGUAGUACAAACAGUUCAUGUUGUCCAUCAAAUACCAGCUGUGUCUGUCACAAACGUGACUGGAUUAGCACCAGCAAAUACUUACACUGUGGCUGGUCAGGCGGUGGUCACGCAGGCAGCAGUGGUGACCCAGCCUAAGGGAGAACCUCAAGAGAACGGAGACCACAAUGAAAUGAAAGUUAAAGUGGAGCCUAUACCUGCAGUUAGCCAUACAACUAUAGGAGCUGCUAGUCGGAUCAUUCAGACCUCUCAGACUGCACCUCUACAGACGGUCACCAUAGUGCAACAAACACCUCUAGGUCAACACCAGCUACCAAUAAAAACUGUAACGCAGAAUGGAACCCACAUAGUACCCAUCACCACAGCAAUUCAAGGUCAGGCCAACACUGCUGCUGCAAGUCCCUUACACAUGUUAGCUACCCAUGCGUCUGCUUCAGCUUCUCUUCCAACGAAACGUCAGAACGGAGACCAGUCUGAACAGCAAGAAUUGAAACGUAUCAAAACAGAGGAUGGGGAAAGCAUAGUCAUUGCUGUGAAUGUUGACACCCCAUCUGUGGCAGUGAGUGAACAAAGCGGCCAGAACUAGGAACUUAGAGGAAUAUUUCUUUUUAAAAUAAUGCUCCAUGGUGCCAAAAGGAGACAUUUAAACACCUAAACCAUUGAACAUGUUCUCACGCAGUGGGGAAAGGGGCCCUGUGAUCAGACUUCAACUUUCAGCACUGAGAAAAAACACAGGUGGCCUUAGAACUUCUAAUUUAAGCAAAGAAAUAAAAGUAAAACUGUUAACCAUCUUGUUCCAGAGGCUGUGACCCCCCCCCCUUCCUCCCCACUCCUCCUUGCCGUUCUGAAGUGACUCUGUAUACAUUGAGAGAUACAAAAGUUGGGGAAAGCUGCAACUUUAAAAAACCUCUACUGGAUUAUUUAAAGGACUGGGUCUCUCGAUAUAUCACACAGCAUGAUAAGCGCUUCUUCGUAUGACCGGAUUUGAAGCGAUUGUGUAUUCCUCAAAGGGAACAGAGGCAAGGAGCCAUUUCCUACAUCUUGGCAGCUAGCCUUUCAUAAUGACCUACCCGAUGCAGUUGUUGGUAGAUAUGCAGUAUUUUGUUGUUCACAUGUGGAAUUAGAAAUUUUUGACGUGUACUUUCAUUUUCUUUUCAAAAUAAUGGGGUCUUUGACAUUUCAAAUCACUCCAUUUCUACUCCAGAAACUUUGGAAUCACACAAUACUUUUCAUGUGAAAUUUUGUUUGGUAAAACUGAAUGUAGGGUUUUUUAACCAAUGGAAUGAUUUAAUUUUGUCCUGUUAAAGUUCAGAUAAAGCUACUUUGUUACAUCUGCAAAUUUUCAUAUUUUAGCAGUUGCCUGAUAAAUUUAAUCAAAUUUUAUUACCUUGUGUAGUGAUCAAAUGCUUCUUUGGGCUUGCAUGUAACUGAUUAGAAAUUACAGUGUAAAUGAGCCGUUAACUGACGUAAAGAACUGCUAUGAAUCUGACCAGAGCUGCACUUAUCUGUUUCUCUUUCUUGCUACCUUUUGCUGUUUGUUACUUUGUGUUGACUUUGACUGUCCCUGGCAUAUUUUUCCAGUCUAAAGUAAAACAAGAGUCUCGCUUAAUAUUGUGUAUGUUUAAAACGACCGACUGUUCAUUUAGAAAAGAGAAAAAUUCUUUAUCACAAGUCCUUUUAAAAAAGAAAAAAAAUCUUGUCAGAGGUAUAUUCAAUAUUUUUAAGCGUAAGCACCCCACCAGUAGAAAUUAAUCUGACGAGUUUAUCCUUAACUUUUGAUGUCAUACACAGACCUUCUGAGGUCUUCAUUAAGAGUAGCUAUUGUGGUUUUCUAACAGUGGCUACUGUGCUAUAAUAAAUGUGAUUUUUUUUAAAGUGUGUGUUCUGCAGUUGAACAUUUUAAAGUUACUUCUCAAGAGUUGUGAUAGUAGAAUACACCUUGCAUUUCAGAACUGAACUGAAUGAAAAGCGAAGGCUGCUCUUAUAUCCUUAAUUUGCACGCUGUCUUGUCACAUAUUAAGGUGAGUUAAAGGUGAAGACUGGGCUUUAAACCUUUGAUUUGUCCUCUCUCUCCCCACCCACUCCUGUUUUGGCAAUACCAUUAUUUAUGUCUUUUCUCCACCUUUACUUCAAGAACCACCUGUAUUUUCAUGAUGGACUGAAAUGGCUUGGAAUGGCUUAUAUUUAGACAGUUUUUGGAAAUUGUUUUAUCUGAAGACCAAAUACAAGAAAUCUGUACCAAGUAUCAUGUUAAACCACACAAUAGAGCUGUCACAGUGUCAAUGCGGAUAAUACAUAUUAAAAGAUUAUGAAAAAUU
Euleptes europaea (tarantolino) is the source of this 3736-nucleotide messenger RNA. RefSeq names its product forkhead box K2 (gene FOXK2). Gene Ontology annotation, biological process: regulation of transcription by RNA polymerase II. Lineage: Eukaryota; Metazoa; Chordata; Lepidosauria; Squamata; Sphaerodactylidae. Gene Ontology annotation, molecular function: RNA polymerase II cis-regulatory region sequence-specific DNA binding; DNA-binding transcription factor activity, RNA polymerase II-specific; protein binding. The coding region runs from base 37 to 2004 and encodes 655 amino acids. The transcript has 9 exons. The record is from RefSeq and is a predicted model, not a curated record.